This is a messenger RNA of Acanthoscelides obtectus, 595 nucleotides long. NCBI's taxonomy places the organism in Eukaryota, Metazoa, Arthropoda, Insecta, Coleoptera, Chrysomelidae. The record is from the annotation of a GenBank genome assembly.
AAAAAUUAACACUUUUUAUUUGUUUUUAAGGCAGAUGGUGGGCAUUACUACUUUAUGACAAUACUGGUGAUAUGGGUAUCAUCAGCUGUACUGUUCUUAUAUUAUGCACAAAAAUAUUCUGAUUCUGCGAAUGAAUUUUACGUGUUCCUAUGUAACCUACCUUGGUAUACCUGGAAUGAAGAGAAUAAAAAGUUGUAUUUGACUAUACUUACAAACUCCAAUCAUGGCGUGGCGAUUUAUUCUCUGUUAUCCAAUAGCCAUCUGAACUACGCUUACUUGAAGGAUCUUUUCAAUGCUAUCUAUACCCUUGCCUGUAUAGGAUGCAAGAAGGAGUAGUUUGAUGCAGCAAUACCAUUAACCUCUACUAUUAGGUUACGCAUGGCUAGACUUCAGAAGGAAAUAGAAAGAAAAUUAGCAUGAAAUAAGAUUUUGAAAGAUCUAGGGAUAGUGCACUAGCUUAUUAUUGACCCGCACUGUAUGAUAUAUUUAUGAGAACUGUAGAUUGUAGGUGCUCUUACUCGGUUAAACUCUUUCAUCAUGCGAUUGAAGAGAACAUUUUGUGGUUGUGCUGUUGCUUUUCAAAUAAAGGUUAAAC